This is a messenger RNA of Sorex araneus (European shrew), 3085 nucleotides long. It is a transcript of the gene QSOX1, whose product is annotated as quiescin sulfhydryl oxidase 1. Gene Ontology annotation, cellular component: Golgi membrane. Lineage: Eukaryota; Metazoa; Chordata; Mammalia; Eulipotyphla; Soricidae. The transcript has 12 exons. The record is from RefSeq and is a predicted model, not a curated record. Bases 99 to 2252 code for a protein of 717 amino acids. Gene Ontology annotation, molecular function: protein disulfide isomerase activity; flavin-dependent sulfhydryl oxidase activity. Gene Ontology annotation, biological process: protein folding.
UGGCCCCGCCCCCGGGCCCGGGCGGAGGCUGGAGAUGCCGCGGCGGCCCCCGGCCGCGACUCGCCCGAAACUUGCGCGCGGUGCCGGGUUCCCCGAGGAUGGGGAGGCGCGGCCGUUGCUCCGCGCUGUCGCCGCCGUUGCUGUCGCCGUCGCCGCCGCCGCCGCCGCUGCUUCUGCUGCUGCUGCUGCUGCUGCUGCUGCUAGCGUGGGGGCCCCGCGCCGGCGCCGCCCCGCGCGCCGCGCUCUACUCGCCCGGCGACCCCCUGACGCUGCUGCAGGCGGACUCGGUGCGCGGCGCCGUGCUCGGCUCCCGGAGCGCCUGGGCCGUGGAGUUCUUCGCCUCCUGGUGCGGCCACUGCAUCGCCUUCGCCCCGACGUGGAAGGCGCUGGCCAACGAUGUCAAAGGCUGGCGGCCGGCGCUGAACCUCGCAGCCCUGGACUGUGCCGACGAGACCAACAGUGACGUCUGCCGCAGCUUCAACAUCGCCGGCUUCCCGACCGUCCGGUUCUUUAAGGCCUUCACCAAGGAUGGUUCUGGAACAACACUGCCAGUGGGGGGCGCAGACGUGCAGACCCUGCGGGAGAGACUCAUUGACGCUCUGGAGACGCACACAGACACCUGGCCCUCCGCCUGCCCCCCGCUGGGGCCCACCAGGCUGCCGGAAAUCGACAACUUCUUCGCCCGCAACAACCAGGAGUACUUGGCCGUGAUCUUUGAAAAGGAGGGGUCCUACCUGGGCAGAGAGGUAAUCCUGGACCUGUCGCAGCACCCCGGCAUGGCUGUGCGCCGGGUCCUCAGCACUGAGGCCGACGCCGUGAGCAAGUUCGGCGUCACCGACUUCCCGUCGUGCUACCUGCUGUUCCGGAACGGCUCCGUGUCUCGGGUCCCCGUGCUGGUGGAGUCCCGAUCCUUCUACACCAACUACCUGCAGAGGUUCUCCGGGGGGCCCAGGCUGGCCCCGACCACCGUGGCCCCCGCCACGCCGGGCACCGUGGCCCCCACCGUUUGGAAAGUCAUUGACCGCUCCAAGGUCUACAUGGCGGACCUGGAAUCGGCGCUUCACUACAUCCUGCGGGUGGAAGUGGGCAAGUUCUCUGUCCUGGAGGGCGAGCGCCUGGCAGCCCUCAAGCAGUUUGUGGCUGUGCUGGCCCAGUACUUCCCUGGGCAGCCCCUGGUCCGGAACUUCCUGCACUCCACCCACGACUGGCUGCAGUGGCAACAGAGGAAGAAGAUUCCCUACAGCUCCUUCAAGGCGGCUCUGGACGGCAGGAGGGAGGGCGCCGUGAUCACCACGAAGGUGUCCUGGGUGGGCUGCCAGGGCAGCGAGCCACACCUCCGCGGCUUCCCCUGCUCGCUCUGGCUCCUCUUCCACUUCCUGACCGUGCAGGCCUCGAGGCCGGACCUGGAGCGCUCCCAAGAACCGGCCAAGGCCCAGGAGGUGCUGCAGGCCAUCCGCGCCUACGUGCGCCACUUUUUCGGCUGCCGGGAGUGCGCCAGCCACUUCGAGCAGAUGGCGGCCGCCUCCAUGCACAAGGUGGACAGCCGCGACGCCGCCGUGCUCUGGCUCUGGUCCGGGCACAACCGUGUCAACAGGCGCCUGGCAGGCGCCCCCAGCGAGGACCCCCACUUCCCCAAGGUGCAGUGGCCGCCCCGGGAGCUGUGCCCAGCCUGCCACAACGAACUCCAGGGGGACACGCCCGUGUGGGACCUCACCGACACCCUCCGCUUCCUCAAGACCCACUUCUCCUGGCCCAACCUGGUGCUGGGCAGCCCGGGCUCCGGCCCCCGCGGCGGCGGUGGGGGGCUCCAGUGGAUGGCGGCACCCCCCGGCGCAGCCCCGGAGUUGCCCCCCGACAACUCCACCCAGAGCCUGCAGCCGGCGGAGAUCGCGGCCCUGCUGGAACUGCUGGCGGAGAUGGGGCCCGGCCCAGGGGACACCCCGCCAGACUCGGGGACCUCAGUGCACCCCACGGAGAAGCCCGAGCUGGCCCGAGCGCUCCGGCACUUGAGCAAGCGGGAAUCGGGGGCCCUGGGGCUGGGCCCCGCCCCCCCCCACGGGCACCCCGGGGCAGGGGCCCCUCGGGGCGGUGGCCAGUGGCUGCAGCUGCUUGAAGGAAACUGGUCCCACCUGGACGUCAGCCUCUGUGUGAUGCUGUACUCCGUGUCCUUCCUGGGCCUGCUGGCCAUGUACACGUACUUCCGGGUCAGGAUGCGGGCCCUGAAGGGGCUGGCCGGCCACCCGCUGGCCUGAGCGUCCACGCCCCACCCCUGCCGGAAGCCGCCGGGCCAGCCUCGUGUGCCCCUCCCCGCGACACACUCCCCUGCACCCCCUCCCUCUUCCUCCCCCGACGCCCCGACUUUGCCCCUUGUUCAGGCAAGUUCUGGAAUAUCCUUGGCUCCCCGCCGUCUGCAAAGUGGACGCAGGGGCGAGUUGCGGGGGUCCAGGCCAAGAGUUGAGUGGGGGGGGCCCGGCUCCCAGCAUCUGACCGCCCCCCCGCCUUGGCCCUGCAGGAGGUCAGAUUUGAGAGUCCCUAGCAAGUUAGGGCUCUGUGGCCCCCCAGAUAGGCGCAUACUUUGGGGCCAGAAAAGGUGACCCCCCCAACCCAUCAUUCCGACCCCAGGCCCCUCAUUCCUCUCAGCCGGAAAUCUGGCUUCCGGGUGAGUCUUGGGGGGGGCCCGCUGGAUCUCCUGGGUGGCUCGGGGUCCUGCGGGAGCCUUGACUGCCCUCCCCGCCCCCCCCCGCUCCCGGGACACCUCCCAGAACCCAGCGGGCGGAGGGGGCCAGGGGGGCAGCUGCGGGGAGCAGGAAGGGGGUGCGGGGGGGGUGGGGCCGUGGCUCCGGCUUAGCUCCGAGUGACGGGGCUGACUCCGUCUUGACCUGGCGUGGCCAUCUGGGUCUUUGUCUGUGGGGUCGGGGCCCCCCGUAUGUGCCGGCUGUGCGUGUGAAGGCGGCCGGCCCGGCGACCACCUUCCCCGGGGGAGGGGGAGGGGAGGGGGCGGGGGCACCCCUGGCCGGGCACCCCGGAUGCACUUCUAGUUCCCACCCCGCGGCUUGGCAGGGCUGCCGAAUAAAUUAUUUUUGUU